This is a messenger RNA of Zingiber officinale, 945 nucleotides long. RefSeq lists its product as uncharacterized. The record is from RefSeq and is a predicted model, not a curated record. Bases 215 to 808 code for a protein of 197 amino acids. The transcript is spliced from 2 exons. NCBI's taxonomy places the organism in Eukaryota, Viridiplantae, Streptophyta, Magnoliopsida, Zingiberales, Zingiberaceae.
GGCACCCUUCCACUUCAUUCUAAAGGGAGGCGAAGGGCACCCACUUUUCCCACUGCCAGUUCAAAUUGGUAUCCCGUCUACAGCAAGGCUUAUCUCUUCCUCAUUCUCAGAUGGAAUCCUGCCAAAGCAAAAGUGCCCUCCAAUAAAGAAAAGGAAGAAGGAAAUUACCACAUUGUCACUGGAGAAUCUGUUAACAAGUGCAGCAACAAAGCUGAUGCCAUAUUGCCAUUCGGUUAACAGAAACUCUCCCAUGUUUCUCCACUCCCUGUUCAUGCAGGAGCAGAAGCACCCACAAAAAAGGAAGAGGUGGUAUGGAAGAGUGAUGGAGUUCGUAAUUCUGUGGAAGCCUGCAUUGAAGCCUUUGCCGCAGAAGCCUGAAGGAGUCAAUGCAAAGUACUCCGCCAGGGAGAGGCUGAGCAAAUGCACCUCCCUCAAGGUGGCUUCUUCCUUCACUAGAGUGUGUCUCUGUGCUCCAAUCUCUUCGUACAACGAGGUGUUUCGAGCCGAAGUCCCCCCGAGAAGGAGCUACAGCUACCCCCGGUCGAAAUCGUCCGCGCAUGUGCCGUCGGAGAGGAUCUUGAGCACAAGGGCGUCGGUCGAAGGACGGAGAGUGUUCAGGGGGAAGUCAUUGACAGAUGAUAUUUUGAUGAGGAGGUUUGUUGUGGAAGAGGAGGCCAUGAUGCAGAUGCGGAGGAGGAACCAAAUGGAGUUCAUCAGGAAGAGGAAUGCCAUGAGAAGGAAGAAGAUUGGGCCGAGUCCUCUGAGUAAGAUGGUAAUGGCCGCACCAGAAGAGGAAGAACAGCAGUAGUUGAAUUGAAGUAGGCGUAACAAGUGUUGAUCUCUUGUGGCUGCUUUUCUACAAGUUUUUUUUUUGAGACUAUGCCUCGUUGUGGUUCUUCAUAUGCUCAAGGUAUUUGGAUAUAAUAAAGUAAAUGAUUGAACCAA